Molecule: messenger RNA, 273 nt
Organism: Knipowitschia caucasica
Lineage: Eukaryota; Metazoa; Chordata; Actinopteri; Gobiiformes; Gobiidae
Source: the annotation of a GenBank genome assembly
AUGUGGCAAGGAAUUGUCCCAGCGCGUAUGAGUAGAGGCGACGGGACCGCAGGAGCGACGCACCACGCCGAGGGGGACAGCGGGACUCCAUGGCAGCAGCAACGGGGGAAGAGCAGCAACGAGGAGCCACAGACCGCUGGGAGCGCUGGGCUCGACCCGACAGGAGCGCCAGGGACCAAGAAGGACCCUGCCCCUGGAGCGCCUACAGAGAAGCAGCAGAUGAUGGAGACGAGGACUACUAUGAAGACCACAAGUCGUAUUGUUUUAAAUUGA